AGUGCUGUAUCGAGAAACUUGUACUCCGUAAGAAAUUGAAGCCGAAAUUGAAGUGUCGAACUGAACUGUGUUGCAAGAUUAUAUAAAGGAAACCAAGUCAAGUGUUACAGUAAGUAUUACAUACAUCAUUAAUGCAUGGAUCUCCUGGGAUAAACUUAAUCGGAGACAGCGUAUAGUCAGAAAUAUGUUCUCAGUUGGUUGAGUAAGCGUUAUAUAGAGAGAAGAUGGUGUUCAACUUCGGGAGCUGAAGAGAAUUAAACGACAUGUCCCGAAAAAAAAAAAAAUGUGUUCAGUAAGUAAACGUCAAUUAAAUGACGUGUCCAAAUACAAGGUAUCAAGUCUACUACGUAUGAUGAAAAAAUUAGCAUUAUUUGCUAACUCUGAUAACUGCAGAUUGACUACCAUCUGCUGCACAAUAGUAGUUUGUAAUACCUAUCUAUUAUAUAUUUGGUGGUUUCUGUGCACUCAAAAGCUUUAAUUAGCACUAAACUGUUUAUUCGCAAGUACUCGUAAAUUUUAACCCAUCAAGGAUUUGUUUCUCUUGCCACGCUCCUGACAGGAAAUUUCUGUUGACGCGCGAAGAUGCGCGCAAUUGCGCAAAAGGCAAAUAAUGAUAAAAUUGUUCCAAAAAUACGCGCGCGCGUGUUUCGUUGUUUAUUGCGCAUUUCCGAAUAUUGCGUGGUUGUGUCGAAUCGUUUCUCUAGCGGUGAUAUAAUGCGGUUUAUAGUGAACAGGAGUCGUUGAAAUGUUCGCUCACGGGGUAUAUUCUCGACAAUUACAGCGAAAUUUCUACACUUGAUUCUCAAGAGGUUAUGUAUAGGUACACCGGGCUUUUAACGACUUGUUGAUAUAAACUGUGAGAAGAAUUGACAAAUGUGGCCGAGUUGAAAAGUGCGUCAGGUUAUGAGCUUUCUGCACUUGGCAAUAUCAAACUUCCUUGACCUUAUUAAAACCUGCGUGACUUAUUCAGUUGCUCCCAGACCCAUAUGCAGUGAAUUACAUAGCUAUUGUGCUAGACUAUUUUCCCUACAAAUUUGUUAAGCAAAUAUCGUCAAUUCAGUGGUUUGUCUGGUGGUAAAAUGUAGAAAAAGUCUACCUGCCACGUAUCCCAAAAGUGGUGGUCCAGUGUAGGUAGUAUUCUACAAUAAGCUGUCGUGGUUUGUGUCUGAACUAUCUGAAAAAUUCGGCACUGUUUUAAAUGAAUGAAAAUUUAAAUUUCCCAUAUCAAUGGAAUUUCAAACUUAUUUUAAACCUGUUAGGGUCCUGCUUGGAUUAAUAGACUUAAUGCUCUUUAUUCGUUGCAAUACCUUAGGAUAUCUACAUCUCACGCCAUGAAUGGUAAUUUAGAUAAGAGUUCGUUAAACUGUUUAAAGCAUGCACGCCUCAGAUUGUGGUUUUCUGUUAUCUUAUCUACUGGGAGAAUUAUUUUAAAAAAUGGUGAGUUGCAGAUAUUUGAAAUAGUUUCAGGUAUUAUAUACCAAGACCAAACACUGAAGUAAACCAGCUUUAUUUCAAAUUGGAUAACUCUAUCAGUUCCAAACUGUUUUCCCGCGAGGUAAAUGCCAGGGUCAUAUAUGUUAUUGAUCCAGUAUUACUAUACAGGAAAUCUAAACUAAACUAACUUUAUUUAUAUUGGAUAGCUCUAUCAGUUUAAAUUGUUCUCCCUAGAGUCCAGUAUAAGGAUCAUCGGCUUAUUGAUCCAGUGUUGCUACAGGAGGAAACCUAAACUAAACUAACUUUAUUUAUAUUGGAUAGCUCUAUCAGUUUAAACUGUUCUCCCUAGAGUCCAGUAUAAGGAUCAUCUCUUAUUGAUUCAGUGUUACUACAGGAGGAAACCUAAACUAAACUGUUCUCUCUAGAGAUUCAAUAGAAGUUAUCUCUUGCUGUUCAGUUUUGCUACAACAGGAAACUGGAGAAACCUGUUUAAUUUAAUUGUUAGAGUCAAACUGCAAGCACUCUUCCCACAUGUGACUGGGUCGCGGUCGAGGUCGCGACUGUGCAUGGUAGCAACACCCAAAACAUGCGACGAGUUAUUAAUAGCCGUACUCAGUUCCCAAGAAGAGUUCUUUAUGACCUUUAAAGGGCCUGAAGAGCCUCUCACAGAGAAGUUAUCAGUUGACAUAACGUGAAAGACCAUGCCUUCAUUUUUUACAUUCCAAUGACAGGGCACAGUUUCUAAAGCCGCCAGCCACUUUGUCAGGAGCUUAACUGAGCCAUGUCAGAAGGACAGGCCGAACUAACUUUUCUAACGAAGGACCCAAGCGUGUCUAAUCUCAUAUAGUUCAAACACAAACCACGGCAGCCUAUUGUAGAAUACUACCUACACUGGUCUACACUGGACCACCACGUUUGAGAUAUCUUUUUCAGGUAGUUCAGAUACAAACCACGACAGCUUAUUAUAGAAUACUACCUACAUUGGAUCACCACGUUUGAGGUAUUUUUUCUGAUCAGGUAGUUCAAACACAAAUUCUCCGAACCUCAGCUUUAUGUAUUAGCCGGAAUUCUUUUUAGAUUAAAAUGUUAUUUUGAAAACAAAGGUUUAUAAUAAUUCGACAUAAGUUUCUGUCUAAAUCGCUCCCUAAGUUAGACCUGGCGGGACAAAUGGAAUGCACCAAGACCAAGUGUUUCAUAUCAUCUGAAAGCCAAGCCCUCUGAUGGGGCGUUAAUAGUUUCAAAAGUUUUUUAAAGUGUUUUUUAAACAUCGCCGCCCCUGAAUUGGAGCAAUUUUAACUCCAGCUGGUUCUGAACGAUGCUCGGCCAAAAAGAGAGGGAAUUUAAUUGGGUCAUUCAUAUUCAUUUAAAAAUGUCUCCGACCUGGCUUCCCGUUCAGUAAGGGUGCGCAACUAUUCCACCCACACAGGGAAAUUAGCAGCUUGUAGUUUUGGCAGUUAGUGUCCGUUUUUAACUUUGUGGCUAAUUACACAGUCUGAUUAAAACAUAACCUCAAAUAUUUCAAUAACUUUGCAGAAUUUGCGGUUCCUGACAGAGCUCAAAUAACUGUGUUUGCAAGUACUACGCUGUAAAAACAGAUUGGUUAAUUAAAAAGUAAUAAAUUGGUUUUCUCAGGUUCAUAACAAAAGGACUUUGGUUAAUUUAACCAAUUUUAUUUUACAGUGUAGGUUCUAACAUGAAAAAUAUUCCUUUCACUCAACGCUGCAUGUGAGUCAACUUUAAACUAAAAUUUUUCAAUUCUAUUUCAGUUUUCGAAUGAUAUACAAUGACAAGAAUGAACAUUAUUUUCUCACUCUGUCUCUGAUAACUGUAUGUUUGCCACGAUCUACUGCACGAUAUAAUGCUUACUGUGAAACCUACUUAUUACAAUAGUUUUUUUCUACUCAUAUAAGCUGAGCCGCCCGGCCUUCUCAAGCGAAAUCGUGUGGUGUUAGAUCGAGUAAGUCAAAUUAUAAAUUCUCACACGUCUGAAAACAAAGUUCAAAACGCAAAUACAAGUUAACUAGACUUCCAAAAAUGGCGAAUACUUCCUAAAACGGCGAUAAUACUGCAGUUGCUUAGCAACGAAACGUAAGCGUGCACUCUCUAGGUAAAAUUGAAUAAACAAGCUUUUUUCACCGCUCAAUCCGAUUACACUUUAGCCUUCGCUUUUUUCAGUUGGCCUUAAGCAUUUUACCUCUUCCGAUUUUAACGCGUUAAUCUUGCUAAUCCGAGCUUAGCUCAAGUUUAAAUAGGAAAUCCUGAUAGGGCAUGCGCAAUGGACGCCAGUUUGUUGUUCUACCAAAAAUUUACUCCAAAAGCACUAGCGGCUCAUCAACGAUUUGUGAUUGCUAUCUUAUCAAUAUAGCUACCUCUGAGACCGGGCUUUUCUUCAAUGUGCAAAAGCUCUGGAUUGAGCCUUAAGGAUUCGACUAAAAUCUAAUCUUAUCCUGAAAAAAAUAUAUGCAAGUAAAACUCGUCGACGUUCCGAGCGAAGCCCUUCGUCGUGAAGUUAGUAAACCGUCGUAUUCUAUCUUUCAGGCAGAAGUUGAAUCGCUCUCAAUCCUCCUGACACAGACCGUUCGAGAGCCUGUCUGAUUAUAAUUUCACAUGCGAGUACGCGGAAACGAGCUAGGCUAACACGUUCUGUACUUUGUAAAGUUUUGGCUGCACGUCGAUAUUGAUAACAUUAGUUUUUUAAUCAAGUGAAAAAGCGUUAACAAGAUGUUCUAUUGAGUCAUUUGCUUUCUAAAACAUUGUUUCCGCCUGUGUGGUAAGGAAAGCUCGCUAAUCUUGUUAUUUUUGCCCUGCCUUUCCUACUCUGCACAGAUUUAAACUUUUUACAAUUAGAUAAAAACAAAAAGAUGUGACAAGCUACCUCACUCGCUCGAUUAUUUAGAGAGCCUUAAGCCUCGCUCAAGCGAAGAUAACAGUUGAUGACUCUCACUGCACCAACUUUAUUUAAACUGGAUCAAAGUUUGCCUUAGAGUUUUGUAAUAGAUGUCGUAACUACUAACUCUUGACGAAGGGCUUUCGUUCGAAACGUCGAGUUUCUGCUUAUUUUUUAAGGUAGUAAUAUAACCACUCAGCACAGCAUUUCUACAUUGGUACUACCAACACUGGUACAGACAGUUUUCGUCUAUAUAAUUGGUUUUCCCGCCAAAUGUUUGAGGCGAGAUAGUGUUGCAACGCCAUUAACUACUUCAGUGUAGUUUUAUGACUUUUGAUUGGCUAAUAAGAAGCUCCUUCAAUAAUUCAACUCAAACGUCGUGGUUUGUGUCUGAACUAUCUGGAAAACAUAUCUCAAACGCGGGGGUCCAGUGUGGGUAGUAUUCUACAAUAAGCUGUCGUCAGUGGUUGCAGCAUACGUCCAAGCCAUUAUAAUCGUUGGAACCAUGUUUUAUCUUUGAUAGUAAUUUAAUAAGUAUCUUCGCAAACAAACUGAUAUUGAGAUAUGCUGAUAAUCUAUAGAUUAGUUUUAACAGGCUUUCAGCAUGAGUUUCAAAAACAUCUCAAACUUGGCUCAUACCACAAAUAUCUGGCGAAGUUUACAAGAUAAAAGUUAAGAUUUAUAAUUGUUGGGUUUUUUUCGACACUCUGCUCCCCAAGUGGGAUGUAAUUCCUCAAAGUAGCGGCUUUUAUCGAGUAUAACUAUUGUUGCUGCUUUAAGAUAAGUUGCUAAUAUUUGCGAAGAUAAUUUCACUGAUAACGCACUGUCCCCCACUAUGCUUCAAAUUCCUCUACAAGACAAUGAAGUCGGCUUACGUUAUAUUAAUCUAUUUUAAAACCUAUUGAUCGAGCCGAAACUUUCAAGAAUUAAGUGCAGAAAAUCUUUUUUUUUUAGAAUUGUCCAUGCUUUGGGGCGUUAUAUUCAGUUAAAAAACUCAUUAAUAAUUCAUGAGCAAAAGACAAAGGAAACUGCCGUGUUGGUGGUUUUAUAUGUGAUAAAAAAUCAUGUUCAUUUACAUAAACUUUAGCUUUGAUUUUCUCGGCUUAGACAUGCAACGUUGAUUUUUAAAAUUACUUCACCAAUGAACUCGUAAGAUGGGUCGUUUUUAAGUCAUUAAAAACACUCGCAGUCUGUGCUAUAUCAGAUAUAACAUACUCGGCUGUCGCCUCGUGUUUUAUAAAGCACUACUGCUCAGAAAAUGGGGCUCAACUCUAAAUCGACACUUACAGGAACCAUAUUAAACUACAUUUCUCCAUUGGAUUUAUUGGCCAAACAAGACUAACUAUCAGUCUACCACAUACAAUGAAAAGAAUUAGCAUUACUGAUUUUCUCACUGAUAACUGCAGUUUCAUCAAUAUAGCUGUUUAGUGAAACACGCCUAAAAAGAUAUCUUCUAAUAUGCAACGAGUGUUUAGAUAGGAUAAUUGUUUCAUUUGAUAAAGGUUUUAUGAAGGAAAAUAUUUCCGACAUUCCGUGGGAUUUUUUAGUAUUUCCUGAUUGCCUGCUUUAGUUUUGCAGUUUAUUGUGAAAGGCGUUUUUAAUAGGACCCUUGACCCAGCACCCAAUAAGACCUGAAUUGUUUUUCCUAUUUCUCAUUCAUGAGAUCUUAUUUUGUCAGCUUUUUAACAAGGAAGUGACACAUGUUGUAUAUGAACUAGAUAAACUUGUUAUAUCUUCUCCUUAAUUAAAAGCUAAUCUUGCCAACUAUGAGUAAAUAAUAGACUUUGAAAAAAAUGAGAUUCUAAACUCGUGAUCUUGAAAAACACUGCUUUGCCUUAGCAACAACAUCGAGAAACAUCAGUUUUCAUUUUUUAACACAUACUUUACGAACGACUCUUCAAAGUAAUUGGAGAUUGUGAAGUGAUGUGCAAUGACAAUGUUCGUAUCGAUUAUUUUGUUUUUCACGUCCAAAUUCUUCGUUGUUUUACAUGAUUCUAAGGAACAAGACAAAACAUACUUUCUAGGACUGUGAUAUGAACUCGAACGGUGUGUCGAUCAGCGUAGGUAACGGCAAUCACACCAGAAAGUUGUGGAUUGAAAUGCAUUCAACUAUUUCCAAAAAAUACAAGUGAAACGUCGACGUCCUUCUAUACGAAGGGUUUCAGCCUUUCAGGUAUAGUUGAAUUCCUCUCAAAUCGCAGUUUUCUAACCUGGCAAAGUGGUCACAAAAUGAUAUUUUUUCUUUGACAGUUCACUAACGUAAAACGUGUAAAUCCUUCCAGCAAGUAGAAUAAAAAUUAAAAUAGAACCGUUUUUAUUGUAACGACGUGAAGCAGAUCAAACUUCGACGAGCUAGUUUCGAGAGAAACGGUCCUUCGUCAAGAGACUAAUUGAAGAUCGGAAAAAAAACUUGCCCGUUGUCCGUAGUUCUACCCGUGAACACUCGAAAAGACAUGUGAUAAAAUUUGAAAAUUAAAAAACUUCAUUUGGCAACAGUGCAAGUCUAAAACCAACAAAAAAAGAUUAAUGGAAUUAUUGGGGUUUCCAUUUCAGCAAAUAUAUAUGCAGGACUGUUUGUGUAUUUAGCCUGAUGCCAGCUAAUCUGUUUGUUGACGCGUUUUGUCCAAUCAUCGGCAAUGCUCGAUAAAUAUGAGUUGCGCAGAUAUCGUAUUACGCGCAUUUCGAUCACUCAUAGAGCAAUCCAUCACAUUGAUCAAAAUCAAACCCUUAAAUAUAACCAUAUUUUAUCUAAUUAGUAAGACUUGAAAUAAAUGCGCUUUGUCGGUGCGUCGGUGUUGCAGUCAGAACAUCAAGCUUUUGGGAACUAACAAGAAAGUGUGUCUAUCGUUUUAGAGUACUGUAAACACGACUUGUGACGGAGAGAGGAUCUUUACAAGGACAUUGUUUGUGACGGGACAUCAGAAUGGGGAGUUUAUUGAGGAUUUUGGCCAUAUCGCGGACACGUUUUGCGUGGAGUGUUUUAAGAACGAUCUUGUUCGUAGCUGUAAUCAAGUCGCUCGACGCACGUCGUUUGCAAACGUCAACAGGGCCGAAGUAUGCGAAGUUGCAUGGCCCGUUCAAUGGUGUUAAAAAUCGCGACCAUUUCGCAAGUGAGGAAACGACACGACAGAUGCUGAAUGUAUUAGGAAUGGACGAACUUCCCAAGCCUAGACAGGGGAUCAUUCCACAUGAAUACAUGAUACAAAUAUAUGAAAAAAUGUCACGAAGAAAACCACGGGCAAAUGGCGUCAACACCAUCCGAGGAUUUGUGGAUGUUGGUAAGUCAAACACACUAUGUAAUAUCAUAAACGUUUAGGUUCGUAGCGAUAAUAUUCACAAGCCGGUUGAAAGAUUGAACUGCCUGAAAAAUGUACAAAGAACUUCGCUGAACGAAGGCACUUCAAGCGUCUGGACGUUUUCAGUGUAGUUCCAUCCUUCAUUCAAUAUCGUGAAUAAACACAGUCUACCCUAUUUCAAGCAAUGUAAACACAUAUCUUCACUUUUGGCAUAGUUUUAUCGUGUUUAAAUCAAAAUGAGUAUAGGCCGUUAACAACAAGUGUUGUUUUUGUCUUCUAGGCAACGAUGACAGCAAGGGUAGAAUGAAAUUUCAUCAGAUAUAUGCAUUUAAUAUUUCCGCUCUGCCGAGCUCGGAAAAAGUCAUCUCUGCUGAUUUGCGUAUUCUGCGCUUGCCUACGCGCUUGCAGUGGAAAUACGCCUGGGCGCACGGCACACAGUAUCGCGCAAAAUUAUACUUCAAAAAAAUUGUGGCGCAUGUGUGGAACGGGCAGAUUUAUACUCACGCACAACUGGUACUCUUGGAUUCAGUGCUGUUUGAUAUCAAGGAUAAACACAGCGAGAAUUGGAAAGUUUUUAAAGUGUUGAAUGCAUUACGACUGUGGAAAAAUGAUUCGAAUUUUGUGCAUCAUUUGGAAUUACAAGUGGAGUCGGUACGUACGGGAUAUUUAAUGCCAGCGUAUGCGUUUGGUUUGACUGAUAAAGGACGACCGCAUUACAAGCGAGCACUGUUGGUCACCUUCACUGAUGACGGGAAAACGCCGGAGACGAAUGGCAAAAGAAAUAAGAAAUCGAGAAAGAAGAAAGUUGAGUUGAAGUCGGAGGAAGAAAGCACGAAUCGUGUAAAGCGUAGCAUUAAACGUAGAAAGCGAAUAAAAAGAAAACCUUUAUGUAAUCGCAAGAAACUGUAUGUGGACUUCACCCUGCUCGGAUGGUCCGAGUGGAUUAUCGCACCACGAGGAUAUAAUGCAUAUUAUUGUCAGGGAGUUUGUAAGUAUCCUAUCCCUGAACAUUUAAAGCCAACAAACCAUGCAAUAGUUCAGACUACUGUACAUUCUAGCGAUAGACGGCGAGUACCACCUGCUUGCUGUGUGCCACACAAACUCUCAGGACUUGGCAUGCUAUUUUUGGACAGAGGGGAUAGUGUGGUUUAUAAAAAAUAUGAGAAUAUGAUUGUUGAGAGCUGUGGCUGUAAAUGAAGGCCUCAACGUUCAAUAUCGUAGCCAGAAAAUCCCUUGGGGCUUGCUUAAAGUCAGUUUAAUACACCAAGUGCCCUCAAGGUGAGAAUUUAGGAUUGACAGAACAAAACAUCAAGAAUCCUCGUAGCAGACUAGCAGUUCUGAAAUGUCGCCGUUUUGCAGACCUUGUGUCUUUCGCUUGUAUCCUGUCGGCCAUAAAACAAACAUAUAAAGCUAUUGAGGCAAUGAAAACUGCAGAACCGUGGAGACUUUGUCUCGGAUAUAGUGUUAAUGUAAUCUGUUGAUGAGGUCUGGAUAUGUGUUUGUGUAUUAUGUUGAUAAACGCGCUUCCAACACUCAAUUCCUCUAUGCGAUAACAAACAGUUUUGUGUCAAAAUUGUCUGAGCGAGAUCAGAUCUAGAGCUUGUCACGAUAACUCAAUUAUUAUGAGGCAGGAAAACAAUAUUGCGAAAGUGAUUAAUUUUCAAACUCAGCAUAAAUUGCGUGCAAAGUACAUCCCAUUGCUUCAUAAUCCUAUUACCACUAAUACAUUCGCCUUGAUAUUUCCGAACUUGUACAAACUUAAGGAAACAGUCAAUAUUGCCGGUGAAUAUAUGAAUAUAUACCGUGAGAUAUUUAGGACUACUUGAUUGAUAUUCUAGUAGUAAACAAAGUAUAAAAAAUGUUUUGGAACUUAUAUAAAACAUUUGGUAAUUGUUAAAAUGUUAACCCUUUAUUUUGCGCGAUUUAUCGACAUAAUACCAAACACACUUUUUUUACCGAGUUGGUGCAAUGGUGCAACUGAACUUUGCCAAUGUAUCUGUAAAUACUUAAUAUAUCAAAAAUAUGCACUAUUUAUUAAAAGAAGCAUUAAGCUAAUGUCAAAAAAACUCAUUAAAAAAUGUAUACGCAUUUUAAUCUUACGUGUUUCGGUUAAUGGCUUUUUAAAACCUACACGACGUAUAGACGCUUUAAAAUUAGCCUUGUGCGCGACACAAUGAGGGAAGAGAUUAUUUCGCUGGCCUCAGAGUGACAAAACGUAACAAAGCAACGGUUUUACUAACCCUAUUCCAAACACCAACUGUAACCCUAACCCUAAACUUACCCUACUCCAAGUUUGUUUCUAAACCAAUCUUGAAGAAAAAAGUUUUGACGAAAUGUCAUUCUGAGGUCAG
This is a messenger RNA of Paramuricea clavata, 9968 nucleotides long. The record is from the annotation of a GenBank genome assembly. NCBI's taxonomy places the organism in Eukaryota, Metazoa, Cnidaria, Anthozoa, Malacalcyonacea, Plexauridae.